This is a messenger RNA of Penaeus monodon (black tiger shrimp), 3218 nucleotides long. RefSeq names its product myb-related protein B-like. Gene Ontology annotation, molecular function: RNA polymerase II cis-regulatory region sequence-specific DNA binding; DNA-binding transcription factor activity, RNA polymerase II-specific. The transcript is spliced from 16 exons. NCBI's taxonomy places the organism in Eukaryota, Metazoa, Arthropoda, Malacostraca, Decapoda, Penaeidae. The record is from RefSeq and is a predicted model, not a curated record. Gene Ontology annotation, biological process: regulation of DNA-templated transcription. Gene Ontology annotation, cellular component: nucleus. Bases 203 to 3109 code for a protein of 968 amino acids.
GCCUCAGUUGCGUUGUGGUGACGUUAGCGUGAGGGAGGAAAAGUGACGAGCUCGUGUUCCGUUCCGAUUUAAAAACCCAUAAAAUUAUCUCUUAAAAAGGAAAAAAUAAGAAAAAAAGGAAGACAAUCCGCAGGCGAUUUCUCUUUUGUUCUCUCCGGUUACGAGGUGGACCUAAUAUGACAGCGUGUCUAGAGCGGGAAUAAUGUCGCAAAGCAGCGUUCACAGCAGCAGCAACAUCGACGAAGAGUGGUGCUCUAAUGACGAGCUGAGCGACGAGUACGAGAUCGACGAGUCCUCGGUGGACGACGAACACCCCUCCUCCACCUCGGGCCCGCGGGUCAAGAAGCACGUCAACAAGGGGCGCUGGACCAAGGACGAGGACGAGAAGCUCAAAGGGCUGGUGGAGCAGCACGGCGAGAAGUGGGAGGUGAUCGCCGCUGGCUUCCCCGACAGGAACGACGUCCAGUGCCAGCAGCGGUGGCACAAGGUCGUCAAUCCCGAGCUGGUGAAGGGACCCUGGACCAAAGAGGAGGAUGAGAAGGUCAUCGAGCUGGUGAAGAAGUACGGUCCCAAAAGAUGGACCCUGAUCGCCAAGCACCUGAAGGGGCGCAUCGGGAAGCAGUGCCGGGAGCGAUGGCAUAACCACCUGAACCCGGCCAUCAAGAAGAGUGCCUGGACCGACGAGGAGGAUAACAUCAUCUACGAGGCACACAAGCAGUGGGGCAAUCAAUGGGCCAAGAUUGCAAAGCUGUUGCCCGGAAGGACUGACAACGCAAUCAAGAACCACUGGAACUCCACUAUGCGAAGGAAGUAUGAAGCGGAGAUGACCGCCGCUGGUCGAAAGAAGCAACGUGGAGGACGGCCUUCCUCUGCCCAGACUCCUCCUGUAAUGGCUUCCCCUGUUCCUCAUCCUCAACAUUACACACAUGAAUAUCACCACAGACCAGAUAUGAUGGGACCACCCAUGAGUCAUGCCCCACCACAUAUGACACAACAGACGCCACCUCCUCCUCCUCCCCAGUCCCACAUCUACACUCCCAAUGGUGGCUAUACCCCAACACCGCCCCAUCCACACCAAGAAUUCCAUCCCCAUAGCCACUUUGACAUGCCACCUGCCAUGCACACGCCUGUUCCCAUCAACAACACAUCCCCAUAUGGCCAGGAGGCAUAUUCACAAAGCUACUGGGAGCAGAACAGCCCCUACAGCACAAACUACAACAUCCCUCCUCAGCAGCAAUCAUCUGUCCACCAGUCACAGCAAAGCCAUGCCCCUGGCACUAUUCUGGAUAGCAUUGGUGUGCCUGUCUCUACCCAGGUGAGUGAACCAUGCCACCUGCAACAGCCUUCACCACGGGGUACUAAUGUGGGUAUAGUGAGUACGCCUGUUUUGAGUGAGGAGAUUGGGCCCUUACACCACCAGCUGCCACCGACCCCAGGAACUAUUCUCGAUUGUGAGGGGUCUCCUCUGUCUAGUGAGCAGGUGACCACCUCCACCCCUACACCACCUCCGGGCAUGCCUACUCCACCCCUGAGUCAGUGCAACCAGUACCCGCCACAGCUUCCCCAGCCGCCCUCUGUGUCAUCAUCGUCAUCAGAUUCAGUGAGCCCACCAUUAAACCAAGGCUUCUUGCUGUCCCCGGACAAGACUAGCAUCUACCAUGACCUUGGCAUCAUCUCUCCUCUGAAGUACUUUGAGGAGUUAGGAUCCCUUUCUCCUCUGAAGCCAGACCGUGGUAUGGAAGUCUUCAGGGCUGAGUUGGACAUGGGUGCUUUUGAAUUGCUUACGUGCAGUCCUGUUAAGAUAAAGCAAGAAGUUGUCCAGGAGCUCUCCACCCCAAAAGCAGUGUCAGCUUGUAGUGUUGCUACAUCCUCCUCCUCCUCCUCCUCUGCUUCAUCUUCAUCCUCAACCUCGACAUCUACUGUGAACUCGUGCCCAAUAUCUUCCAUCACUUCCUCAGCUCCUCUCUCUACUGUGUCUGCUGUCACUACCAGCUCCACAACAACCCAUAACAUGAGUACCAACAGUGCGCACAAUGGCUCUUUCUCCUCCCUGAACUCGUCACGCCUCUCAACUCCUCCCAUUCUGAGACGGGGCAGGAGGAAGCAGCCUUCCCCUACCAAGAGGUCCCUUCUGUCUUUGAUGGAGCAAAAUGAGUCUCUGCUCACCACUCCCCAGAAAGUGACACCUGUCAAGAGCAUCCCCUUUAGUCCCUCGCAGUUCCUCAACAGUCCUAACAUCUCCUUUGAUGACGGCAACCUCACCUCUACCCCUGUCCUGGGAGGCAUUCCAGUCUCGCAGUCCACUCCAGUCCAGCCGCCUCCUCCCUCGUCUCACCCACACCAUACCUCCACACCCAGUGAGUCGAGUGGCCAACCCCGGACGCCAAAGUCUCGAAGGGUCCUCAUUCAGCCUACACCCCAAACGCCAACCCCGCUUAAGAAUGCCUUGCGGGAGAUAGAGAAGAAGAGUGGCCCUCUGAAGCAUCUGCCUCAGACGCCAACACACCUAGAAGAUAUAACUGAAAUUAUUCGCAAAGACACUGAGAGAGACCGAAGUAAAUUCGAGACUCCUUCAGUGAAUAGUCAGAGUGCACGUAAUCAGUCUGGUAUCAAUGACAGUGGAUAUGGCACAGUAAAGCGUAAAGCUCCUCCUCCAAGUGGCAAAGAAAAUUCCCCAAGCAAAAAAGCUCGGAAGGCUCUCCCAUAUUCCUGGUCAACACCGGGGGAGAUCCAGGUUCCUGGCUUUUGUGCAGAACCACUUACUCUUAUGCCAGAGACACCUAGUAAAAGCCUGAUAGGUGACUCAUCAGUGCUGUUUUCACCCCCCUCAAUCAUCCGUGACACACUGCCUGACGAGAACCAUCCUCUUGCUUCAACUUCUCUGCUUGGCAACAAAUCCCCAAAGAAGGCGAGAGAAGGUGAAUUUGGGUGCGUAAAGAGGAUAUCCUUCGGCGAAGGCCAGACCACCAAGGCCAACCUCUCGAAGUUGGAUGUGAGGUGGGAGAUGGUGGCGUGCGGCAAAACCGAAAACCAGCGCCGCCUGACCGAGGAGGCACGGCAGUUUGUCACCCAGAACUCCACUCUCAAGCCACGGUCACUCAACUUGUAGGGUUGCUCUUGCCUCUGGGUUACAUGUGGAGGAAAUUCUGAGGAGCAGUGUUGUUGCUUUUUAUUGUUUGGCAUGGGUGUAUGGGGUUAUUUUUCUUAAUGUUUGUAAC